Lycium ferocissimum is the source of this 873-nucleotide messenger RNA. RefSeq names its product RING-H2 finger protein ATL8-like. The transcript has a single exon. Lineage: Eukaryota; Viridiplantae; Streptophyta; Magnoliopsida; Solanales; Solanaceae. The record is from RefSeq and is a predicted model, not a curated record. The coding region runs from base 81 to 701 and encodes 206 amino acids.
GCGACAUUUCAACCUCCUCUCUUACAAAAAAUUGAAAAACCCUAACCCCUUCAAUUAUUAACAUCUCUCACUAAAUUAUCAUGACUCGUCUCUCUAGAUUCCUUCUAACCACCACCAACUCUACCUCUAUAAUAUCCGGUGCGGCGGAUCAGGCGGCGGAUUCAUAUCCGCCGUCCGAUCCGCCGGCGGCAGGAGAAUCCGACUUCGUCGUGAUUCUCGCCGCGCUACUCUGCGCGGUAAUCUGUGUCUCCGGUCUUAUUGCAGUUGCACGUUGCACUUGGCUACGACGUAGCAAUGACACGCCGGAAAAUGAUAAUUCACCAACUAUGGUGAAGAAGAAUAAAGGAUUGAAGAAGAAAGUUUUGAAGAGCUUACCGAAAUUCAAGUAUGAUCCAACGGCGAGUUUUGGUGGUGGUACGGAGUGUGCAAUUUGUUUGUUAGAGUAUGUUGAAGGAGAUGAGAUACGAGUGUUGCCGAAUUGUGGACAUAGGUUUCAUUUACAGUGUGUUGACACGUGGCUUGUGUCGAAUUCGUCGUGUCCUACGUGUCGGCAGAUACUAGUUGUUGCUCGUGCUCCGUGCCGGAAGUGCGGCGAGGUUCCGGCAAUGGCCGGCGGAUUCUCCGGCAACGGUGGUGGUUCGAUUAUAACACCGGCGGUGGAAUCUCGGACUUGUGCUAGUACAAGUAACUAUUUGCUGUAAGCCGGGGAGCAAUUAUUAUGUGUUUUAUGAGACAUGUGAACCUAUGCAACACUAAAUUUUUUAUGUAUAUAGUUUGUAGAACUGAUCUGAUAUUAUCUACUAGGAGACAUGAUAUAAAAAGUCUUAAUGGUACGCUUGGCUGAAAACUAAGUUUUCGUACUUGGUGCUGGAA